GAAAGAUGUCACCCUGUACGUUACUGGCCGGCUGUAGUGUGCUGUUGUGCCUGUUGAAUCCAAUCUUUGGCCAGACGAUAUGCGAUACCAUCCAAGCUGGACAAUGGGUGAGAGACGCCCAAGACUGUACAGUGGCUCACCAGUGUGGCUUUGAAGGUGAAAUUGCCCAAUCGACUCAUUGUAACACAAGCCAAGUGUGGUCAAAUCUUGCCCAUGCCUGUGUGUGGGAAGGAGACCCUGACAGAGAUGAUUGUAACGGAAACCCGCACGUUCCUAUCGCUGACGACCCACGCUGUGUAAAGAAACAUGGUAACAACGUUGACCCCGAUGACUGCUCCAGAUUUAUUUCCUGUACCAAUGGCACUUUAAUGGCAUUUCAACGCUGUGGAGACGGUACUCUAUACUACCCAAAGAAUGACAGUUGCCAAUUUGCCCACGCUGUUGCCCAUGAUUGCGGUAAUAGAAGGAUCCCAGACACCAUUCUUAUCCCUGACGAAGAUCCGAUGUGUCAAGAUGUGAAAGACGACGUUGUUCCUGAUCCAUCCAGUUGUUACCAUUUCUAUUACUGCCACUAUGGACGUUUAGGACCAAGACACCGAUGUCCAGCUGGCACCGGCUUCUCUACGCACAGUAAGUCCUGCGAAUGGUCGGCCAAGACAAGUUGUGGUGGACGCAUGCGGCGUUAAGUCUUUACCACAUGACUUAAACAUCCUUAAAACAAUCAGUUUUUAGCAGGACCGUACAAGUAUUAAAGAAAGCAACACUAAUAACAAAUAAUAACAACGCCAACAAUGACGACAACAACAACGAAGACGAUGACAAUAAGAGGAGGAAGAAUAGGACAAAGAAUAUCAAAUGUAUUUUUUUGUGCAAAUGAUAGCUGAGCUGUUUCUAGGAAGACAAGCUCAAUGGAUUAGUAUUCUAAAGGUCUAUUUAUACCUUUCUUCUAUAUUACGCUGAUUCUGUCUCAUUUACAUUUAUGUAACUUUGAAAAUAAACUACAA
Octopus bimaculoides (California two-spot octopus) is the source of this 1004-nucleotide messenger RNA. RefSeq lists its product as uncharacterized. The record is from RefSeq and is a predicted model, not a curated record. Gene Ontology annotation, molecular function: chitin binding. Gene Ontology annotation, cellular component: extracellular region. NCBI's taxonomy places the organism in Eukaryota, Metazoa, Mollusca, Cephalopoda, Octopoda, Octopodidae.